AUGUCUGUCAGGUGGAAAUUGAACAGACAGAAUCAUGGAGACAAAAGGCUUCCCAAAGAUGAUGAUGACUGUGGGGUCUGUAGUAUUCAUUUAUUUUCUGUUAUAUUACAGUAUUCUGACAAGUCCCUGUACACCCAGCUGUGCUUUUACCGGUACAUUUUUGAUGUGGAGUGUGCACUGGAGAAACUUACUACUGAUCAUGAGAAAGAUAAAUUGAAGAAGCAAUUUUUUACCCCCAAAGUUAUGCAGGAGUACAGAAAACUCAAGAACACAGCAGAGCAGUUCUUGUCCCGAAGUGGCUACUCUGAAGUGAACCUGAGCAAACUCUUCGCUGGUUGUGCUGUGAAGUCCUAAGGGAAUCCCAGGAGUAACCAAGGAGGGGUAGUUGAAAAGUCCCAGCUUCCUCUGUGCCUCUGCUCUGGCCCUAACUGCUCCUCCAGCAUGUUUCUCCCUUGGGACUGUGUCUCAUAUGUGUGUGUGAAUGUAGAUCAGGAAGGGGAACUGCAAAAAUGUUUAGUCUAGUGUUCCUAAGUAUCCUAGAAGCUCCUGUCUUCAUAUGAAGAUAUACUGCUUUAAAACACAAUUCCAGAGCCCCUCCGCAAGCACCUGAAGACCCGGUUUGCUACUUGGUUUGCUACUUGGAUUGAGCGUAGCUGGAAUAGAAGUGACCCCAGGCUUUGCCCCAGGGCCUUUAGCCUAGGUCCCCUCCCCAGAAAGAGAGGUUCUCAGAGCCUGACUGAAGAGCUGAUGUUUUGCCUUUUCAGGUGCCAAGUAAAAUCAGUCUAAAUCUAAAUGCUUCUCCAGCCAUCCAGGAGUGGCUGUCCUUUUCAGUCUGGUUUUUUUUU
Cebus imitator (Panamanian white-faced capuchin) is the source of this 845-nucleotide messenger RNA. RefSeq names its product DNA polymerase alpha catalytic subunit-like. The transcript has 3 exons. The record is from RefSeq and is a predicted model, not a curated record. Gene Ontology annotation, biological process: mitotic DNA replication initiation; DNA replication; lagging strand elongation. Lineage: Eukaryota; Metazoa; Chordata; Mammalia; Primates; Cebidae. Gene Ontology annotation, cellular component: alpha DNA polymerase:primase complex. Bases 1 to 354 code for a protein of 117 amino acids. Gene Ontology annotation, molecular function: DNA replication origin binding; chromatin binding; purine nucleotide binding.